AUGCCUACUGUUUUAUCCAAACUUGCCGAUUAUUUUACAUCGCCUUACGCUUCGUCUAAGGUUAAUGUUGCACAAAUACGAAAGUUAAUUGAACAUGUUUUAAAAGUAUAUAAAAACAAUAGAACAUUACUUGGUAGAACAAUAUGGUUUGUAUCUAUCUACCUACUUUACCUUCGAAAAAUCGGUAGCUCCAAAAAAAGACCCGCAGGGAUACCUACCACAGAGGAAACAGCAAGAAAGAAAAAAAGAGUUGAGGUGGAUACUAUAUUUUUUGAGAGAUUAAAAAAAAUACUUAAAAUUGUUAUUCCCGGGUUAAGGUCAAAAGAAUUAUGGUUAUUGAUUGUUCAUUCGGGGUUUUUGGUCUUCCGGACUAUAUUGUCAGUUUAUGUCGCUGCAUUAGAUGGAAGGAUCGUUAGUGCCUUGGUGCGAGGUAAUGCAAAGGACUUUUUAACGGGUAUUGUGUGGUGGAUGAUUGUUGCAAUACCGGCAACAUAUACAAACAGCAUGGUAAUCAACGGUUCAUCGAAAUGA
Messenger RNA from Funneliformis mosseae, 531 nucleotides. The record is from the annotation of a GenBank genome assembly. NCBI's taxonomy places the organism in Eukaryota, Fungi, Glomeromycota, Glomeromycetes, Glomerales, Glomeraceae.